AUGGCCACUACUCAGACAUUACCCGCAUUUGAUCAUACCUCGAGCUUGGACUCGGGGAAUCCGUCACGCAGAAAAUCGCGACAGAAUGCAGCUACUGGUGCCUCUGCUGCGGGGGUGCGUGCUCUUAGUGCACAAUUGGUUGCAUUCUACUUCAGAGCACCUAUCAAGGCAUUUUUUCGCACCCGAGUUGAUUAUAUGGCCUUCGCUAGAGCUGUAAAUCCUCAUUCUGCAAAAACCGGUUGGUCUCUGCACACAACUACUCCGGGGUUACUUGUCCAUGCCGUUCGCACAUAUGGGUGGCGCUUCAUCCCUAAUCAAGUUAUGCCACCUCUCCUAGCGAAUGCUGGAAUUGGAGCCGUCCUUUACACGUCAUAUCUACAAGUCCUUGGCGCUUUGUACGAACCGGCGUCCCAAGGCAUCAAACGCGUAUAUCCACCUGCUCCCCCUUCAAACACAUUUGCAGCUGGGUUUAUAGCGGGUACAAUUCAGUCAGUAGUAGCCGCUCCUCUGGAUGCGCUUCAGGUCCGUCUCCGAGCGAGUGACUUGCUUGAGGGCCCAUACAAGAGCAUGUGGCAUUAUGGCCGCCAUAAACUCAAUCAAAUUGGAGUCCGUGGUAUAUUCGCAGGGUGGGGUUUAUCUUUCACUCGUGACGCUUUUGGUUAUGCAGUAUUUUUCUCUUUCUUCGAGUUCGUGAAGUCGCAGGCCUACUAUUCAUUUCUGACCUGGUACUACGGCUCACGGCGGACUCAUUACGCGGAACAGUUACAGCACAUCCAAUCGAGUGACCGCGGCGUACCGCUCAUAAGGCCACAUUAUGCUCUGGAGCCAUGUUUCUUGAUGGCUGCAGGUGUUGCAGCUUCAGUUGCUCAACAGAGUAUACAGCACCCGCUAAGUGCUAUCCAAAGUCUCCAUGUUGCUCGCCUGGAAUACAUUGACCAUCAAGCGAGUCUUCAUCCUUCAAGACGAGAAAUGCUACGCCUGUAUUACUCUGCAUACCAAGAAACCUUGAAGAGAUGCAGGAGAAAGGCAUCCAGAGCAGGUGGCUGGCGUCGUUGGCUGUUCCGUGGGUUUGCAAGGGACGCCAUCCGUCAAGUACCUAGCACUAGUGCAGGCUUGGUGAUAUUCGAGCUGGUGCGUCGUAAGUACGCUAAUAUGGCAGACGCUGUAUAUAUCCAGAAAGAUGGCUAUGACAUUCUUUUGACAUGA
Aspergillus neoniger CBS 115656 is the source of this 1206-nucleotide messenger RNA. Its product is annotated as putative mitochondrial carrier protein. The record is from RefSeq and is a predicted model, not a curated record. NCBI's taxonomy places the organism in Eukaryota, Fungi, Ascomycota, Eurotiomycetes, Eurotiales, Aspergillaceae. The transcript has 4 exons. The coding region runs from base 1 to 1206 and encodes 401 amino acids. Gene Ontology annotation, biological process: mitochondrial L-ornithine transmembrane transport. Gene Ontology annotation, molecular function: L-ornithine transmembrane transporter activity.